Molecule: messenger RNA, 836 nt
Organism: Penaeus indicus
Lineage: Eukaryota; Metazoa; Arthropoda; Malacostraca; Decapoda; Penaeidae
Product: galactose-specific lectin nattectin-like
Exons: 4
Coding region: 94-606 (170 amino acids)
Molecular function (GO): signaling receptor activity
Source: RefSeq, a predicted model, not a curated record
GUGGGAAGAUAGCAAGUGUUGAUUUUUUUCAUGGUUUCUCUGCCAUAAAGGGAAACGGAGAGUCAUACUGCACUCUGUCCCGCUGAUGCCACAAUGCGCCUUACGCUCCUCGUUUUCCUUUCCCUCGGUGUCGUUUGGACAGCUGUGGCAACAUCAUACGAGAAAAGUGCCAAUGAAUCCAAGAUUGUCUGCUAUAACCCCUAUACUGCCAUUGGAGAUCGCUGUUUGUUUGUCGCCCACCAGUCAGAAGGAAGCUGGUAUGAGAUGCGAUCUUACUGUAACCUUCUAAACGGAGACCUUCUCAAGUUGGACGAUGCUAAUCUCCUUACUGAUAUCGUUGAGUACAUUUAUUACCAAGUGGGUGAGAGCAAGGACUACUGGAUCGGGGGGAGUGACGAGGCCCAUGAGGAUACUUGGUUAUGGACAGACGGCACUGUCAUGAGGAAAGGUGUUCCCUUGUGGUACCAUUGCAUCUACAACUCCGUACAACCAGAUGGUGGCUCCUCAGAGAACUGUGCCGUCCUGCGCUGGGACUCAUAUUACCAUGCCCAUGACGAGGCUUGCUAUACUACACGGUCUGUCAUUUGUGAAAGCCUCAUACAUUAAUCUGCUAACAAUUUUUGGCUACAGAAAAGAUAAAUACUGUUUUCUUUUAUAUCAUACUGCGACAUCGGUCAAGAUCAUUGGCAGAGUAUACAUCUACCAAGUGAUAUCUAUAUACUAUGUAAAUUUGUUUUAUCAUGCUGCCUGUGGCCACACUGCCUUAUGCAUUUGUAACUUUCCUAAAGUUCUGAAAUCUGUUCUUCCUGUAACAUUACAAAAAUAUAUAUUCUAAA